AUGAAUUCAAGGUAGACAGCAAGUUAACAUCGAAUGAAGGAAACAGAAGUUCUGAAAAGUAGAAAGUAAGACACUAACGAGAAAAAAUAAAAUAACAAUCACUAAUUUGAGAGCUAAGAUUCCUCGCAAAUGUCUAAUAGCGAUGAGAGUGGGGAUGAUUUGGACAUUGAGGACGGAGAUGAUGAUGAUAGAUCUGAUAUGAGACCCUCAAUAGCGAAUUUUGAUCCGUCAAGACUGACAAACAAUAAAGACCGGUCUGCUCCUAGGGCAACAGGAACAAGAGAAAUGCCUUCAAAUAUGAAUACUGGCCAUAAGAGCUACUAUACUAAUUCUAAUAUCAAGAGUCCGGACCUUAAGUAAAAUGAAAAGGAGAAGUUAAAGAAGCAAUUGAGCUAGAAUUAAAAUUAAGAUAGAGCUAAAUUGAUAAGAAAAAGGAAUCAGCAUCUGAGCUCUAUAGGCUACAAUGGGCAUGUGAACUUUAUACUCAGAAAAGAUAAACACUUUUAAGUGCCUGAAGAGUAAUUUGAUGUACUUAAGUCAAUUGAGGAUUUUGAGCCAGAUUAUCGAGAUUAUGUAGUUACCACCGUUCUGUACUUGGUUUAACCGACUUCAAAGAAAAUGCUAAGUGAAGAUUUAGUUGAAAUAUAAUUAGGUGGAGAGUAAUAGCAGCAAGAUAUCACUACUACUGUGAGAAAGAAGUUCUUUGAAUGGUCUGAAGGGAUUGCAAUAGCUAAGAUAUUUCCAAAUGACAGCAAAGAGCAAGACACCUUAUUGAUUGAGCUACUAUCCACUAAGUUGUCUAAAUCAUAAGCAAGACAUAUACUUAGUCCAUUGCUUGUUAUUUCUACAAAAUUCGUCAUCCAUAUGUAAUUCAUAUUUUAUUAAUUUAAAACCUAACUUAGAGAUGAUGCUGAAUUAUCCAGAGGUAUUGAAGCUGUUAUACCAAUGCUAUUGCAAAUAAAUGAAAAAUAUGAUUUUGAUUCAUUGAAAGCUUAUGACCAAUAAAAUACAAACGAUGUAAUCUCUGAAUUCAUGCCAAAGAUAAUGUUUUACUCUACAAGCAAGAAGCUAUUAAAGCAAUCUUAAGAUUAGAAGUUGCAUGAUAUAUUGGACAAAACACUACUAUCAAUAUAAGAAAAUGACGAAUUAAAAUCAUAAUUUUUGGUUAUGUUUAAGAACAGAGAACUCUUUAUUGAGGGGAAUAAAGACAACGGGGAUAUCAAAUCAUAGCUUUCCACCUAAAACUUUCCCAAAGAAUUCCUGGGAAGAAAGGUAAAAACCACACCAGAUGUAGUACUUAGCUUCAUUAAGAAUAGCUUGAACUCCAAAGAUUGUAUUUCAUUAGGAGAAGAAUUAAAUCUAGUCUUUAUGAUGAAGAUAGAGCAAUUAUAUGAGUCAGCUAGCAAGGACUUCAAAAAGCAUGUCUAAAAUAUAAAAGGAUUUCCAAGAGAUGUUGAGGAGUUGACUACCUAUCUAUUGGACCUUAAAAAUGAAGCAAUUCACAGAAUAGGGCUUUGUAAAUAAUUUGCAUUAAGUGCUACAAUCAGUAGCAAGAUUGAUGAGAAAAGAAGGAAUUUUGAGAACUCCAUGUUCUAGUCUGCACUAAGAUAGUGCUUAGAACACAAUGAGAAAUAAUCAUAGAAGAAAACUCAAAGCCUGCUUAAGCAGCUAUUUGAGCCAAUGAGUAAGGAAGCCUAAUCCAGUAAAGGUUACUCUUUGCAGAACAUUCAGCAAAUGGAAUUUGAUCUUCAAAAUAUUUUGACUACUUAUUGUGAGACUUAAGCAGUAGGCCCUUCUUAAACUGCAACUCUUUUGGACUUUCUUGAUCUGAAUCUGGUUGAUCUAUACAAGAAUGUUAUUCAAAGAGAAAUAGACACAAACUUUUAGAAGCAAAGAGAUGAAGACAAAGUCAUUGUGGAAUUGGAGCAAUAAGUCUAAGAUUUAGAAAAAGUGGUUGCUGAGAAAAAGAAGGUUGUUCAGAAAAAUAGAGACUUAAUAGAUGAGUUUAAAGGCAAGGAACUCAGCUAAAAAAGAGAAGUAGAGCACAUGAAUGAAAGACAGUAGGAAUAGGAGGAGGAACUGUAGCUAAGACGACUUGAAAUUCAGGACUUGAAGUAAAAGGAAUUCGAAUUGGAAGAAUCCAAAUAUCAAAUGGAAGUUGAAUUAAAGAAAAAGAGGGAUGCCCGAAUUCAAAAGCUAAAAGAGCAAGAAGAAUUAGAAAAGCAAAAAAGGGAUAUCAAAAGGUCUAACCCUGAUGACUCUGAUGACGAAGGGAAGCCCAAAAAUAAAAACUGUGCAUGCAAAUGUCAAAUUUUCUGA
Molecule: messenger RNA, 2319 nt
Organism: Stylonychia lemnae
Lineage: Eukaryota; Ciliophora; Spirotrichea; Sporadotrichida; Oxytrichidae
Source: the annotation of a GenBank genome assembly